Sphaeroforma arctica JP610 is the source of this 774-nucleotide messenger RNA. RefSeq lists its product as hypothetical. The coding region runs from base 1 to 774 and encodes 257 amino acids. The record is from RefSeq and is a predicted model, not a curated record. The transcript is spliced from 2 exons. Lineage: Eukaryota; Ichthyosporea; Ichthyophonida.
AUGAACGACGGAGCAACCACCGACAAAGCUGCCGCCGACAAAGCUGCUCACGACAAAGCUGCCGCCGACAAAGGACGAUCUCUCAGCUGUCCAUCGCUCCUGAAGGAAGAAAUCGCGACCAGCCACAAACGCUACGCCGAUCUCAACAAUCGGUACGAUCUACAGGCGAGCCAGAUCCAGCUACUGGCAACCAAUCAAGUAUCAACGACUACUCCCAAGACGAAGGAAGAGAUGAAAAGGGAACUCUGCGAGUGCCAACCUCGCAACCCCAACAAAUUCAAGGAGAAAACAAAAUCAGAUCUUGUGACGUUCGAGGCCAUCGCAAAUGAUAGUCACUACCAAUGGCACCUAUGCGAGCUUCAACACGGACGACCCCUGAAGUGCUCGCAAAUAGACAACUACAAAGACCACACUCGUCUGAGUCAGGUCAACAGUGACAAGCUCGCAGGGAGUGUUGGCACCAGCACCUUUAAUCACAACAGCGCCUACUGCAUGCAAUGCAAGUGCGAGGGAUCAUACUGCAUCGGCUAUACGCAGAUAUCAACCACGACCUUAAAUCGUCGAGGCGACCGCAAUCAAGACCGCAACGGUCGCAACACAAACGGAGCAAACGACCGCAUAUCUAUCCCCAAUAUUGAAAAGUGUAAUCUUUGGAACCUGGGUGUUUGCAAGCGCUAUCCAUAUCGCUACCGCCACGAAUGCAACAUCCAUGACUGCGAAACUCCCACGAAUGCAACGUCCAUGACUGCAAAACUCCAAAGAGCACAAUGCUAA